UGCGGAUAAAGUAGUUUGAGGCGAGCCGGCCGCGGUCACGUGAGCGGAAGAUGGCGGCCCCGGCGGGCGGCGGGGGCUCCGCGGUGUCGGUGCUGGCCCCAAACGGGCGGCGCCACACGGUGAAGGUGACGCCGAGCACCGUACUGUUGCAGGUACUGGAGGACACAUGCCGACGGCAGGACUUCAACCCCAGUGAAUACGAUCUGAAGUUUCAGAGGACUGUGCUCGACCUCUCUCUCCAGUGGAGAUUUGCCAACCUGCCUAACAAUGCCAAGCUGGAGAUGGUGCCUGUGUCCCGGAGCCGCGAGGGGCCUGAGAACGUGGUUCGAAUUGCAUUACAGCUGGAUGAUGGCUCCAGGUUGCAGGACACUUUUUGUUCCCGCCAGACACUCUGGGAGCUCCUCAGCCAUUUUGUACAGACCAGGGAGCGUCUGCAGCAGCUGGGGGAGAGGACCCCCAUCUGUGUGUACAUGAGGGAUGAGGUGACCGGUAGAGCUGCCCUGCAGAGCACGACGCUGCAGUCCCUGGGCCUCACGGGCGGCAGUGCCACUAUCAGGUUUGUCAUAAAGCAGUGUGACACCACGGGCAAACAGGAGCCCGUUGCAGUCAGGAGCAAGCCCCCAGGAAGUCCAACCUCCUCCAUGUCAGCUGACCAGGCAUCUAGCAGCCCCUUGCUUCCUUUGAACUCUGGGGAGUUCAGCAGGGGAGACCUGAACCAUCAGGGUGAUGUAGGCACCUCAGGGAGCAGCCUUGAGAGUGGCCCAAAGCCAGCAGAUGCUCGGGCAAAGCAAAGCACAAAGGAGUCUGCAUCCGCCCCGUUUGUUCCCUUCUCUGGUGGGGGUCAGCGGCUGGGGGGCCCUUCUGGGUCCCUUCGAUCUCUGACAUCAUCUGCCAAGUCACCCAAGUCUUUCUCUGGCCCUGGGGGCCCUUCCAAGCCCAAGAAGUCAAAGCCUGGUGAGGAGCCCCAGCAGGAGCCUGAACUGCCCGUUGACCGAGAUCCUGUAGUAUGCCACCCUGAUCUAGAGGACUUGCUGCAGCCCUGGCCAGCAGAGGUGCCUGAUGAGUUCUUUGAAGUGACCGUGGAUGACGUGAGGAGACGCCUGGCCCAGCUCAAGAGUGAGCGGAAGCGCCUGGAAGAAGCCCCCUUAGUGACCAAGGCCUUCAGGGAGGCUCAGAUGAAAGAAAAACUGGAACGCUACCCAAAGGUAGCACUGAGGGUCCUCUUCCCCGACCGCUACAUUCUGCAGGGCUUUUUCCGCCCUAAUGAGACAGUGGGGGACCUGCGAGACUUUGUCAGGAGUCACCUGGGGAAUCCCGAGCUCUCCUUUUACCUGUUCAUCGCUCCUCCCAAAAUGGUCCUGGAUGACCACACGCUGACUCUCUUUCAGGCAAACCUCUUCCCUGCUGCCCUUGUGCACUUUGGAGCUGAAGAAACAACAGGUCUCUACCUGGAGCCUGGACUGCUGGAACACACCAUCUCCCCGUCUGCGGCUGACAUGCUGGUGGCCAGGUGUAUGGCCCGGGCCACCGGGUCCCCACCUCUGCUGCCAGCCCCUAACCCUGUGUCCCUGGAGUCUGAACCAAUCACUGAGGAGGGGGCAUUGGGGCCCCCAGAGCCCAUUCAAGGGGCAGCCCAGCCUGUGAGGAGAAGCCUAGGCAAAGUGCCCAAGUGGCUGAAGCUGCCAGCCGGCAAGAGGUGAGAGCUACCAGCCCAGAGAGGUCCUUCAUCAGCCACAGGAUCCCACCCCACCCACCCCGAGCAGGAAUAAAGACUCGCGCUUCUCUCAAGGCCCCCCGAUUUUCUUUUCUGCAGAACGGGCCCUCAGGCCUCCAUCCAGCUCGGUCUCAUUCUCUGCUACCCAAGGACCCCUGGGAAUCCGGCUGGACCACAGGGUGUUUCUAUGUUAAAAAGCUGAGGUAUCUCUGAAGGGCUUGAGAAGGCCAGAACCCUGGGUAGGCCAGCUUCCUCUUCAUUUAUAUCUGACCUCAUUAGCUCCUUUACUGAAUGGACCCAAGCGUAGGAGGAAGCCUCCUUGGCAAAUUAUCUACAACCUGGGGCCAUUCCAAGCUUCUGGCAUACAGCCAUGGAGGAAGCAGGCACUUAACCACAAAGCUACCUUUGGCUGUGCCUGGCCUGAGGUAUUCUGGUAGCCCUGUCUGUAUGCCUUCAGUGGGACGGCAAGUCCAGUUCCAGCACGUAAGCUGGUAGGAGCUCUGUGUCCACCAGCCUGCCAGAAACCUACUGAGGACAUGGACACUUAGAGCAGCCCCAUCCACCCAGCUAAAUCCAGUCUGACCAUGGCUUUCAGAGGUUGCCCUGAAGUCUGUCUAGGCCCUUCAAGAAUAGUCAUUGUCAGCCGGGCAGUGGUGGCGCACGCCUUUAAUCCCAGCACUCGGGAGGCAGAGGCCAG
Messenger RNA from Microtus ochrogaster (prairie vole), 2411 nucleotides. It is a transcript of the gene Aspscr1, whose product is annotated as ASPSCR1 tether for SLC2A4, UBX domain containing. Gene Ontology annotation, cellular component: vesicle membrane; cytoplasm; nucleus. Gene Ontology annotation, molecular function: protein binding. Gene Ontology annotation, biological process: intracellular protein transport; glucose homeostasis. The record is from RefSeq and is a predicted model, not a curated record. Lineage: Eukaryota; Metazoa; Chordata; Mammalia; Rodentia; Cricetidae.